This is a messenger RNA of Oryzias melastigma (Indian medaka), 2721 nucleotides long. RefSeq names its product 3-hydroxy-3-methylglutaryl-CoA synthase 1 (soluble) (gene hmgcs1). Gene Ontology annotation, biological process: acetyl-CoA metabolic process. Lineage: Eukaryota; Metazoa; Chordata; Actinopteri; Beloniformes; Adrianichthyidae. The record is from RefSeq and is a predicted model, not a curated record. The coding region runs from base 262 to 1803 and encodes 513 amino acids. Gene Ontology annotation, molecular function: hydroxymethylglutaryl-CoA synthase activity. The transcript is spliced from 10 exons.
CUAGUGGGUACACAUCUGGGUCCCUUUCUGCCGGAACGCGCCGUUCCCAUCCGAGCCGGUCCGGGUAGGGGGAAAAAAAGGAUAAAUGAUAAUUUACGCUGGUGUCCGGGUCAGACAGGAGCGUGGUUUGACAUCACAUCCAUCUGCUAGCCCCGCUAAUAAUCUGCUAACUCGUCCUUAAUGAGCGGCUACGUCCAGUUCGUGAGCGGUGACCGUCAGUUUGAUUACUCAGCUUGACCACUCGUGAGUGCAGAGAGCGGGAUGCCUGGUUCAGCCCAGAUUAGCUACAUGGGACCGUGGCCCAAAGAUGUGGGUAUCAUUGCCUUGGAGCUGUACUUCCCUUCCGAGUUUGUGGACCAAGCCGAGCUGGAGCAGUACGAUGGUGUGGCCGCGGGGAAAUACACCGUGGGCUUGGGCCAGGCCCGCAUGGGGUUCUGCUCAGACCGCGAGGACAUCAACUCUCUGUGCCUGACCGUCGUCCAGCGGCUCAUGGAGAGGAACGGCUUGUCCUACGACAGCAUCGGCCGCCUAGAGGUCGGCACCGAGACCAUCAUCGACAAGUCCAAGUCUGUCAAGACGGUGAUCAUGCAGCUGUUUGAGGACUGUGGGAACACAGACGUGGAGGGCAUCGACACCACAAACGCCUGCUAUGGUGGAACGGCCGCGCUCUUCAACGCGGUAAACUGGGUGGAGUCCAGCUCGUGGGACGGACGCUACGCCCUGGUGGUCGCAGGCGACAUCGCCGUCUACGCCACAGGGAGUGCCCGGCCUACAGGGGGCGCCGGUGCAGUGGCCAUGCUGGUGGGGCCGAAUGCUCCAUUAGCCUUUGAACGAGGUCUGCGGGGGACACACAUGCAACAUGCCUACGACUUCUACAAACCAGACCUGAUGUCCGAGUACCCUGUGGUGGACGGCAAGCUGUCCAUCGAAUGCUACCUCAGUGCCUUGGAUCGCUGCUACUCAGUGUACCGCAACAAGAUCCACACGCAGUGGCAGAGAGAGGGUUCAGAUAAGCGCUUCAGCCUGGAAGAUUUCGGCUUCUUGGUCUUCCACUCUCCGUACUGCAAGCUGGUGCAGAAGUCGGUGGCUCGGCUGAUGCUCAACGACUUCCUGAACCAUCCCAACCCCAACACAGAGACCGGGCCCUUCACCGGCCUGGAUGCCUUCAGAGACGUGAAGCCAGAGGAGACCUACUUCGACAGGGACGUGGAGAAGGCCUUCAUGAAGGCCAGCGCCGAUCUGUUUGAAAGGAAGACGAAGACGUCGCUUUUGGUCUCCAAUCAGAAUGGAAACAUGUACACGCCCUCCGUUUACGGCUGCCUGGCCUCCGUCAUUGCAGAACACAGCCCCUCACAGCUGGCCGGACAGAGGAUCGGAGUCUUCUCUUACGGCUCCGGGUUCGCCGCCUCUCUGUAUUCCCUCAGAGUCACACAGGACCACACCCCGGGAUCCGCUUUAGAUAAACUGGUUUCCAGCUUGAGUGACCUGGGAGUCAGGCUGGACUCCAGGAAGAAGGUUGCUCCUGCAGUCUUCUCUGACAGCAUGAAGCUGAGGGAAGACACUCACCACUUAGCCAGCUAUGUCCCUCGAGGCUCUGUGGAGGAUCUGUUCCCAGGGACGUGGUACUUGACCAGAGUGGAUGAGAAGCAUCGCAGGGAAUAUUCCCGCAGACCUCUGGAUGACGACCUCCCUGCAGAGCCGGAGCUGGUUUGCUUGGGUGCUGCUGCUCAGCACAUCCCAAGUCCAGUCAAGAAAAUGCCCCGCAUCCCUGCCACCACCACAGCUCAUGAGGCCAGCAGCUAGGAGAGCGUCCACAGUUCCUCUGAGUCAUCUUGGUCCAGCAGAGUAAAGGUCCAGAAGAGAAACGAGCCCUUUUGAAUUGUGGCAGCAGCAAGACCCUGCCUGUGACCCCCUCCCCUCUCACAUCUACGAUAAUGAUUCAGCAGAAGCCUGUCCGUAAUGCAGCAUUCAAUGUACUGACAUUCUUUUUAGAUUUUUUUCAUUUUAAAUGGUAAUCUGGGCAGCUGAAGACUCAAACGAAGAGAGGAGGCAUGAUUUCAACCUGCUUACAGACUGCUUCAUUUGCCAAACAAUCACAAGAGUGCAUCAAGUUCUGCCGGCCAGUAUCCCAGAGCUGCCAGGUUUUCUCCAUUCAUCACUCUGGAACGGAUCACCAGAAUACAUUUCAGAGUGGUACCUCUCUAAAACACUAAUUAUCAAUGGGCAUCGUGUCAUCUCAAAGGGGGUUUGAGCCAUAACUAGUAGCCCGUUGUAUGAGAAUAAGCAUUUAUUUUUUAAUUCAGAACUACGUUUGAAAGCUCUCUGGCAGAAACCAUCAGCCUUUGCUGCACUGUGACUUCCUGCUGACGGCGGCGUUGGCUCUGGGGAGCUGGAACGGUUAGUGUAAAGCUGAGGAGAAGCCUUACAGAGCGUGAAGUGAAGACUGUAGAUAAAGCGUCAGAUAAUGUACAGAUCUAUUCUUUUAAAUUGUACAGUCACCCGGUUGCUGUGAUGCUGGGCUGUGGUCGUCACGCCGGCUUCAGUGUCGCUGGUGUGUCUGAGUGCGGCUGGUUUCAGAGCUCAAAAUGACCUUUUCUAGCAUCAGUGGUCAUGUACAGAACAAAGUCAGAUUAUUUAUGUGAUGUAGAUACAGGAGUGUGUUCAGGUCCACUCAGUCAUGGGUUUGUAAAAGCAUGAAUAAAUGGAUUCUGAACAUGGAAA